AUGGCCAAGUACGGGGCAGUGGGCGAGGCGACCAUGCAGAUCGCAGGGUCUCCAGCUCCUCGCCGUGUCGUGCUGGCAGCAGUUGGACUGAUCUGCUUUGCGGCCAUGCUGGCGUUGAUCUCCUUCUCUUCCUCCUCCUCUCAGACGAGCAUGCUGUCAAGGGCCUCGGUUGGCUCGCGCUACCAGAGCGUGGAGACUCAAGCUCUUGCGCAAAUCUCUGAGAGCGACGACCUGCUCUCAGCUGCCGAGUCUCAGGACUCGGAGGAUCCUAUCGAAGCUCUAGAGCGAGCUGCCAAGGUCCUCGAGGAGAAGCAGGACGUGAAGAUCCGCAAGGCUGCAGCUAAGCUUUCACGCCUCGAACAAGAGAGGAAGAUGGUGAAGAAGGCCGCGAGCAAGUUGUUGAGUGAGGCCCAGUCGAAGAUGGACGGUGCUCAGCAGAAGUCCCUGAAGCAAGAGGAGCAACAGGCUGAGAAGAACUUUGAAAGGGAAGAGCAGAAGGCUCUCAAGGAAGCAGCGAGGAAGAUCCAGAAGGCUGCCUUGGCAAAGGAGCAAGUCGAAAAGAGCAUCAAGCAGCAGCUCGGAGCAAACAACGACAAGUUCCUUGACAUGAACCCUCCUACCAUCCCUCCUCCCCAGGUCUGA
Messenger RNA from Guillardia theta CCMP2712, 642 nucleotides. RefSeq lists its product as hypothetical. Lineage: Eukaryota; Cryptophyceae; Pyrenomonadales; Geminigeraceae. The record is from RefSeq and is a predicted model, not a curated record. The transcript has 8 exons. The coding region runs from base 1 to 642 and encodes 213 amino acids.